ACUUUGAUUGAGUCUAAAUGCAGAUUUGGGCGCACUGGAAUGUACAAGGCCUUUAUGUUUGGGAACCCAAGCAUAAUUGUUACAUCACCGGAUUCCUGCAGGAGAGUGUUAACAGAUGAUGAAGCUUUUAAGCCUGGAUGGCCAAUCUCCACCGUGGAGCUUAUUGGGAAGAAUUCAUUCAUUGGCAUUUCUUAUGAAGAGCACAAGCGUCUCCGGAGAAUAACUGCAGCUCCAGUCAAUGGCCAUGAAGCAUUGUCGAUCUACUUGAAAUACAUUGAAGAUAAUGUUUUAUCUGCCUUGGAGAAAUGGACCAAGAUGGGAGAAAUUGAAUUCUUGACUGAACUCAGAAGGCUCACUUUCAAGAUUAUAAUGUACAUUUUUCUCAGCUCAGAGAGCGAGCUGGUAUCUGAGGCCUUGGAGAAGCAAUACACUGCCCUUAAUCUUGGUGUUAGGGCUAUGGCAAUCAAUGUCCCAGGAUUUGCUUACCACAAAGCUCUUAAGGCUAGGAAGAAUCUUGUAGCUAUAUUACAAUCCGUGGUGGAUGAGAGAAGAGAGCAAAGGAAAUGCAAUAAUGUGACAAAGAAGAGGGACAUGAUAGAUGCUCUGAUGGAUGUUGAAGAUGAAAAUGGUAGAAGAUUGUCUGAUGAGGAGAUCAUUGAUAUUCUGGUAAUGUACCUAAAUGCAGGCCACGAAUCUUCUGGACAUACCAUGAUGUGGGCAACUAUUUUCCUACAAAAACAUCCAGAAUUUUUGCAAAAAGCUAAGGAAGAGCAAGAGAGGAUCAUUAGAAACCGCCCACCAACACAAAAGGGGUUGACCCUAAAGGAAUUUCGAGAAAUGGAGUAUAUCUCCAAGGUGAUCGAUGAAACACUUCGUGUGAUAACAUUCUCACUUACAGCCUUCCGAGAGGCAAAACAGGAUGUCAACAUAAGUGGUUAUACCAUUCCUAAGGGAUGGAAAGUUUUGAUCUGGUUCAGGGGAGUUCACUUGGAUCCUGAAAUUUAUCCUGAUCCUAAAGAAUUUGAUCCUACAAGAUGGGAAUGUAGGGUUUUACACCAAAAGCAGGAAGUUUCCUCCCCUUUGGAGCAGGAAGCAGGCUCUGCCCUGGAAAUGAUCUAGCCAAACUCGAAAUUGCUGUAUUUCUUCACUAUUUUCUCCUUAGCUAUGAGCUGGAUCGGAUUAAUCCCCAAUGUCCCACAAGGUAUCUUCCACAUACACGGCCUAAAGAUAAUUGCCUGGCAAGAAUCAAGAGACACCGAUCUUCUUCUGUGUGAAGACAAAGGGAAUAAGAGACACUGAAAAUGCCAAAUCUUCUUCUUUGCGAAGAAAAAUAAAAGGGGAAUAAGAGAAAUUGAAAGCCAGUCUUCUUCUUCAUCCACGAGUCAGAUGUCCCUAAUGAAAAUAUAGUUUUCAG
Molecule: messenger RNA, 1414 nt
Organism: Rubroshorea leprosula
Lineage: Eukaryota; Viridiplantae; Streptophyta; Magnoliopsida; Malvales; Dipterocarpaceae
Source: the annotation of a GenBank genome assembly